AAUCGUGGGUGCGCGCGCAGCCGCCGACUGCAACCGACCGCCAGCGGACGGUUCUCGGUGCGCGCUUCGUUUCGUUUCCCUCAGCUCUUUUCUUUCUUUCUUUUUAAAACGGACGUUAACUCCCGUACCUGCUCGUUGAGCUGAGGAGGAGGAGGAAGAAGGAGGAGGGAGGAAGGAAGGAAAAAAAAAGGGGGUCAACAAGUGUCUGAAUGAUCGUUCGGUUCGGCUGCCGCGAGCGCAGGUUGUGGCGGUGAGGAACCGCCGCCUCUCGUGCUGUGCUGUUGCCGUGACUACAAACGGGAGACAUCUACUACACAUUGGAAACGCAGAAGAAAGAUGACCACCCCAAGUAAGACUCCACCCGGUGAAGAUCCAAAGCAGUUGGAAAGAACUGGCACAGUGCGAGAAAUAGGCUCUCAGGCGGUUUGGUCCCUUUCCUCUUGUAAACCGGGAUUUGGUGUGGAUCAGUUGCGUGAUGAUAAUCUGGAAACCUAUUGGCAGUCAGAUGGGUCUCAGCCUCAUCUUGUCAACAUUCAAUUCAGACGAAAAACAACCGUGAAGACCUUGUGUAUAUAUGCCGACUACAAAUCUGAUGAAAGCUACACUCCAAGUAAAGUCUCUGUCAGAGUGGGAAACAACUUUCAUGACCUAAAAGAAAUGCGGCAACUAGAACUGGUUGAGCCCAGUGGCUGGAUUCACAUUCCUCUUGCUGAUGUUAACAAGAAGCCCAUCCGCACCUUUAUGAUACAGAUUGCUGUGCUGGCCAAUCAUCAGAAUGGAAGAGACACUCACAUGAGACAAAUUAAAGUCUAUACUCCAGUGGAAGAAAGUUCAAUCGGCAAAUUUCCCAGAUGUACCACAAUAGAUUUCAUGAUGUACCGCUGCAUUAGGUGACUGAAAAUCACAUUGAAUGCAUUGGACAGUACAUUGUUUUGAAACGUUACAAGCUGUUCAAUGUGGCUUGAAUUUUUUUAGUGUACAUAUCACGUAGUUUGAAAAUGGUUUAGUUACACCUAUAAAAUCUUUUAUAAUGUAUUGGUUUAAUGUCUGAUCAGAAUUAUUGCACCUGGGGUCGCUAAUUUGGAGAUUGAGUUAACCUUCUGCAAAUACAGAUGUUUUUAUUAAAAAAAAUAAAACUACUCUUGAUUAUAAUAAUUACCAAUCAAUGCCAUGGUUAAUGGAAUAAAUGCUGUGCAAGUUAAAGAGAAUUUAAAUUGGAAUGCCACACAUUGCCACUAUGCUGUUUUUAGAUAGCCCCAGAGUUCUUCUGGGAUGUCUUGUAUCAUCUAAAUAAGGUAAGCCUGAAUCAAAUUUGGUACACAAACCUACUUUGGGGGGAGAUAUUAUGAUAUCAAUAAAAGCAAAUGCUAAGAAAA
Messenger RNA from Callorhinchus milii (elephant shark), 1376 nucleotides. RefSeq names its product anaphase promoting complex subunit 10 (gene anapc10). The transcript is spliced from 5 exons. Gene Ontology annotation, biological process: anaphase-promoting complex-dependent catabolic process; protein K11-linked ubiquitination. Gene Ontology annotation, cellular component: anaphase-promoting complex. The record is from RefSeq and is a predicted model, not a curated record. Lineage: Eukaryota; Metazoa; Chordata; Chondrichthyes; Chimaeriformes; Callorhinchidae. The coding region runs from base 337 to 894 and encodes 185 amino acids.